Molecule: messenger RNA, 1505 nt
Organism: Drosophila miranda
Lineage: Eukaryota; Metazoa; Arthropoda; Insecta; Diptera; Drosophilidae
Exons: 4
Coding region: 978-1457 (159 amino acids)
Source: RefSeq, a predicted model, not a curated record
AAGUACGUGAGAAUGCAUGCACCCAUACACUAAAACAUGCUGGAGGCAAAACAGAACUAGACCUCCCAGUGGACCAAAGAGCGAUAGUAAAACGGAACUAUCAUAAAAUGUCCGGAAACGGACUUAGAAAUGAUAAAAAUCCGGGAGAAAAAUGCUCGCAGACGGACUUAGAAAAGAGCAUUGAACGGACGAAAACCGAGUGACGACAAAGUCUCGCAAAACUAUCACAAACAGACUUAAAAACGGGUGAAAAAUAGACAGAAAAGUGAAACAUAACGGAAAAAAUAUAUACAUAUGUAGGUACGGGUGAAGUCUCACAAAAUGCUCGCAGACGGACUCAGAAAAGAGCAUUUACCGGACGAAAACCGUGCGACGACCAAAGUCCCGCAAAACUAUUACAAACGGACUUAAAAACGGGCACAAUACGCAAGAAACGCCGGAUCACGUAAUAGAACAUGAACGAACAUGUCAAACUGCGACCCGGCACAACGCCGCAGUUUUUUCGUUUUGUUUUAUUUUGUGAUUAAAAACCGCAGCAGAAGGACGUAAACGGGGAGUUAAAUCGUAAAAAUAGUGAAAAAAAAGAAAAAUCGCCAUCUUCUUGUGCAUCAGGCAACCUGCGUCAACGAAUAUAACAAUUUUCGCUGGAACUGACUUUGCGCACCAUUUUUUUGUAUACACAGGGGAGUACUAAUAUUAAUAAAAAAUGCCAUUUAAGCGUAAAAGCCGGAAAUAUAUAUGCGAAUCGAAGCGUAUCAAUAAAAGUACAUCGAACUUUAAUAUUAUUGAAGAAAAUGCAGCAGACUUUAGUUUUCCAGAACCAUGUAAGGAUUUUUCAAAUGUUUUAGUUCAGAAUUUCGAAUCAACCAGUUUUAUCAACAGCUAUCAUAGAAAAAAUUAAUAAACUGCACCAAAAAAUAGACCUGAUACUUAAUAAACUCGACGGAAUAAAUAACCUGGACAAAAAAUUGGAUAUCAUGAUUAAUAAAAUGGACCGAAACACAGCGGAAAUGGUGGCUCUUCGUUCCGAAAUUGGCUCCAUUAAGGCGAAGGUUUGUGGAGAGAUCCGCAAACCUAAAGAAGUUCUGCCUUGCCAACCGCUCACAACAAUUCAAGAAUUAGACCAUUUUGAGCGUAAAUUGCAGGAAGAAAGUUUCUUCAAAAAUGUGACCGCAGAGUUAAUGAUGUCGGGCGAGAAAGCAUUCGACAAAUGGAUUCAGAGUUCUUGGCGUUCAAUUGUGUCCGACGAGGUCGCACGACAGUGCUCUUGGCGGGGCACAGAGGCAAAAAAGUGCAUUAGGGGCUUGCGGGUUACUCUAGCCAUCCGUACGGGAUUUAAUGAAAGAUUUUCGUUAGAGGACGCCGAUUUCGACCGAAUCACGCAAAAAUUCUUCCAGUACGCCCAGGACAGAGUGUCGAAGGGGCAAAAACAAAUUAAAUUUAAUUCACUAAUAUAAUUUUGUAAUCUAUUUAUGUAACACCAAAAUUAAAAAUUAAAACAAAAU